CUCAAUUUCUUUUCCAUAGUACCAUCGUUUAUAUUUAUACUGAUUCCUCAUUCUAUAGACCACUUGUCACUUUAACACUGUUUAUAUUCACCAUCCCAUCUUCACCAAAGGAAAUUACAUUUUUAUAAAUUUUCUAUUCAGCUUUCCAACUGGUUUUGAUCACAAAAAUCUGUUAAAAAACUAUUUAUAAUGUUAAUUCAAAAUUUUGGACGAAGACAGUUUUUAAUGAAUAUAUUUGAUAGAUUAUAUUUUUUAAAAAUUUACUAUCACUACGAAACAGAAAACACUAUAAUGAAAUUCAUUUACUACAUUCUUCAACUAUUUAGUGCAAAAGUGCUAUUUUUGUAGGAUUUCAAACCUGUGUAAUGUUAAUAAAAUAUCUCGCUGUUUAAGAGUUUUUAUUGCGAAGUGAGUUUUUCUUAUACAACAGAAAUGUUAGGCACCAACAGCACCUGUUCAUUGCUGUUAGGGCUUUUUUUUUAGAGUCAAAUUUAAAUUGCUUACACUAUUAUAGUUGGUAUUUAAACGGUGUAAUAUGUGGCAACGUGAAAUUCCAGCAAAAUAAAAUUAUUGCACAAGCCAAUAAAAAACAACUUACAAGUUAUGAAAGAGAUGAUAAAAUUAGAAUUAUAUUUAGCUACAUGAGAAUCCAAAUUGUUAUCAGAUUACAUACAAAUUUUUAUCAUUUAUUUGACACAAAAAUAUGAUUUAUGGUGCUUCAUAACAUUUUGUCUAAUCAGAAAGGAAAUAUUGAUAACAAAGGCAGCUUUUUAACAGUUCUUGCUCAAGAUUAGCAUUAUAAAGGUGUCGAGGUUCGCUGCCUAGAAAACAAAACCCACUAUGUCUGCUGCAAUCACUUGUGCAUUUCUCCUGCUGCUUACCAUCUCUUCCCAGGAUGCAGCAGACCUGCACAAGAAUAGGAGGAGACAUUUCAAGGUCCAGCAUGAAGUCGCACCAGCCAACACAGAUCACACUCAAAGUUCCGUGGCGCCACGCAUCAUUAACGGCCAGCGAGCGUCGCUGGGGCAGUUCCCGUGGUACGCGGCGACCGUGGGGGACGGCAUGGCGCUGUGCGGGGGAGCCCUCGUCGCCGGCAGCUGGGUCCUGACCGCUGCACACUGCACCUACUCGUUUAGCGAAUUUGAAAUCUACGUAGGCUCUGUAACGCUGGACCUUGACAGCGGGCCAGUCCAAGUGACCACGCUCAAGAGGACGCACGCUGGCUACAACAGGACCACGCACGCUAAUGACAUAGCCCUUCUGCAGCUUACAACAGCAGUCUCGUUCACAGCAAGCAUCAAACCAAUCAGAUUACCAUCUUCUGCAGAUGGCAGCAAGACAUACGAGGGACAAACUGGAGUUGUCUGCGGCUACGGACUAACUUCACAAAGUGGUGAGCAAAGCGACAACCUGAUGUAUGCAGAGCUACCUGUAAUCAGCAGGCAAGCCUGUGCAGAGUUUUAUGGUUCAAUUGUAAGAAGCGAGACACUUUUCUGCACUCUGGGGGAGCAUGGCACAGCCACCUGCCAGGGGGACAGCGGUGGUGCUCUGGCAAUACGUGAAGAUGACGGCGAGUACACACAGAUAGGUUUGGUCUCGUUCGGAUCUUCAAAAACAUGCUCCAACUAUCCCACUGGUUACACCAACGUUUCCAGUCACCUCCAGUGGAUCAAGUCGCAGAUCGGAAACACAUUCUCACACCCCGUACUGGAUAUUGACAUGGUGUACUAAUAUUAUGAUUAGCAUAAAAUAGAAAAAAUAACAAAUUAUUAAACAUAUGUAAAUCAAUAUAUAUAAUAAAAAAUG
Molecule: messenger RNA, 1806 nt
Organism: Bacillus rossius redtenbacheri
Lineage: Eukaryota; Metazoa; Arthropoda; Insecta; Phasmatodea; Bacillidae
Product: chymotrypsinogen A-like
Exons: 7
Coding region: 841-1731 (296 amino acids)
Biological process (GO): proteolysis
Molecular function (GO): serine-type endopeptidase activity
Source: RefSeq, a predicted model, not a curated record